UUUACAUGUGAAAACAUUUCCUCUCUUUACUAUAUCACAUCUUUUGUAGCAGUCAACUUCAUCAGCUUUCGUUGUCUAGUUUUUUCUUAUUCUUUAUAGAUCCUACUAUAGAAGAAGAUCGCUUCUUCUUUUUUUAUAUUUUCCUUCUCUUUUUACUGGCUCCCGUUUCUCUUUAUCCAGCGUCGUUCUAUUUCUUUUAACUCUCACCACCACCACCUCCACCACCACCACCACCACCACCACCAGAUCCACCGCCCGCCUCCACCACCACCACCUACGGUGCAAUAACGGUCAUCUUUAACAUUUGCUCGAUAAUGACCACCUAACAUCAAGCUCGGUGUGGAAAACGUACAUAAACACUUAACCAAAGAAUACUUUUGCCGCUAAUCCCAACUUAGCUGCUCGUUCACUACCGUAUGGAUGCACAACCAACCAUGUAAAACACUCUUCCUCUCUCCUACUUUUCCUCUUUCACCUUCCUCCACCUUUUCCUCGUUUUUGCUCGUUGUAUUCUGCUCUUCUUUUUCAUUCCUUUCUCUCUCUCUCUCUCUCUCUCCUGUUUAUCUUUGCUGUGUACUUUUCGGAUUCAAACCUCUACAACUUAUAAUUGUCGCCUGGAUUGUAUAUUCUUCUAUAGCAGCAAAAGACGAACAACAAACAGUCUUUUAGUUCGGUCAUUCGUGGACUAUGCAUCGAGAAUUUUUCUUGUUUUGUUUCAUUCUUCGCUGCCCUUUUAUGUUGCAAGUUCUCUUUGAUAUUUCUCCCUAUCAACUGAUCGCUAGCAGCAGUUGAAAUGAAAAACAAUCACCGUGGAUGUAUUCUACUUUUGCGGAGUCUCUCUUAACUUGUUACUAUGCUCCAUGCAGCCAGCUCAGGGCAAACUUAUGUUUUUAACAAAAUAGAGGGGGUUAGUCAGAACCCCCAGCGAGUAAUACAUCCUUUACCUCACAGAACUACCCACACCACAUCUAAAAAAAAAACAUCUUAUCUACCCUGCACAAAUUUUGACAAGUAAAUAAUCCUUCAGUCACAACUCUCUCUCUCUCUCUCACACACACAUACACACACAAAUACACACAUACACAUACACAAACACACACACACACACAAACAAACACACACACACACACCACACACACACACACACACACAACACACACACACACGCACACACAAAGAAAAAAUAACCCUCCUCAAAUAGAAGUUACCGAUCGUGAUGCCGCGGCCGGGAAACCAUGGCUGUUUUUCAUUCCUCCACCUACAGGAGGAUAAUGCGCGUUUCUUGUUGCUUUUCGUUGUUAUGAUGGGCUACCUUGUGUUUGGAGCCGGCAUCUUCAUGAUUCUGGAGUCUCCGAACGAAGAGGCUGAACGAAUAAAAAUCAACGCCUCGGUUGAGGCUUUUCUGGAAAGAUACCCGGAGGCAAACCGCACCGAUCUGGAAUUACUCCUACUCGAAUAUGCCCGCGCAAGUGCCGCCGGCUUUGUCGAAAGUAAAGCGGCUCGUUGGGACUUCGUUGGAUCAUUUUACUUUGUUGGUACUGUUGUUUCAACUAUAGGUUUUGGUAUGACAACACCAAGCACACCUAAUGGAAAAAUUCUUUUAAUUUUCUAUGGAUUUUUCGGCUGUGCAGGUGCCAUUUUAUUUUUUAACUUAUUUCUUGAACGAAUCAUUACAUUCUUGGCACAUAUCUUAAAAAGUAUUCAUGAAAAAAGCCAGCGCCAAAAGUCCAGCCAGGUUUCUGAGAAACACGACAGUGACAGGCGAGAUUCGUCUGUUUCAGAAGAUAGUUUAGAUGCAUGGAAACCCUCCGUAUAUUGGGUUAUGCUAAUCCUUCUCUGUGGUGCCGUUUUGGUUGCUUGCUGCGCUUCAGCUAUGUAUCAUUCCGUCGAAAACUGGAGCUACUUUGAAUCGAUAUAUUUUUGUUUUGUUACCUUUUCUACAAUUGGCUUCGGAGACUAUACAGUGGGUCAAAAAACCCAGUAUGACUACAUUCACUUGUAUCGACUUGGAAAUUUUGUAUUUAUUAUUAUAGGAUGCUGUUGUAUAUACAGCUUAUUCAAUGUGGCCUCUAUUAUUAUAAAGCAAUUUUUAAACUGGAUUUUACGUAAAUUAAACUGUCGCUGUCAAUGUCGUCGAGAAAUGCCGACAUUUCGAGCCAGACGCAACGCUAUUACUCCUGGAAUACGACAGAGUCAACGUAAGGCCAAAUCAGACAGUGUAACAAUGGUAGAUGUAGAUUACGACAGUGAUAAUGAAUAUCGACGUACGUCUGGGGAAAUGAUAUCGAUGCAUGAUUUCUUGCAAGCUAAAAAUAUUAAUAUUGCCAUGAUGCAAAAACGUCUUUGGGAAACAGCACAGCGUGGCAUGUUACAACAAGCUCAAAAUGAAAGUGGAUUCCAUGGCGGUGUCGGGCCUCUUGCCAUAUUGAACAGAAAACUCGGCAAAGAUGAGAUAUGAUCAGAAACUUAACAAAUAUUUUAGUCACUUUAUUUAAUCAAAAAUAUAAACAUUUGAGGCUAACAUUGACACGUUAAAAUAGCUUGAUAUGAUAACAGAAAUUUCUCACCACAAAAAUUCGAUGCUUCCAGACAAGAAACUGUUAAUUUCUUGUGCUUCAGAAUAUUUAAUUUCUUACAAAAUAUCGACACCUUUGAGACAAUAAAAUUUAACUUGACCGAAAGGCUUAUUUUUCAGAAAAAGAAAACAUUUUUAGAAUGAAAAACUAAUUAACUAAACGGCAGAAGAAAAGAAAUGUUUUUAGUCUUUGUGUUAAUAUAUGGUUCAUACAUUGAAUGUGUGAUUUUUUAAUUGUUAAUUGAAGGUUAGUUAAUGAAAUGUUGUUGUAAGAGAAGACAGGUUUGGGGGUUAGGUUUUUAUUUUAAAAAAUCAUUAUUAUGUUUAAUUAAAACUGAGUGUUGCUGCUAAAACAUAUGUGAUCUAAAUAUUACUAUGAGUGGCGUGUUCACUCUUAGUCACAUUUCAACAGAAAUUUGUUAUUGAUUUAUUUACACCCAAACUUCGCCACGAAAAUCACGACUCGUAAAUUUCCGAUAAUAAUUUUUUAAGCGUAAUGGAAUAUGGUUUUUCCUUAGCUGUAUGAUUCAAUGAUGUUCAUUUGAAUAUAAUGAAAUAAAAUGAGAUUAUAUUAA
Molecule: messenger RNA, 3150 nt
Organism: Octopus sinensis (East Asian common octopus)
Lineage: Eukaryota; Metazoa; Mollusca; Cephalopoda; Octopoda; Octopodidae
Product: potassium channel subfamily K member 12-like
Exons: 2
Coding region: 1217-2458 (413 amino acids)
Biological process (GO): potassium ion transmembrane transport; stabilization of membrane potential
Cellular component (GO): membrane
Molecular function (GO): potassium ion leak channel activity
Source: RefSeq, a predicted model, not a curated record